UCAGGAACAGUUAACUCAUCACCAGCACACAGCACAUCCUCAGCAGCCAGGAGUGCAGACUAUGUGAAUGAUGAUGAGAGCAUGAUCCACGCAGAUGUUCAUUCAAUCCACUCAAUGGACGAUGCUUUGUUACCAAACCGCCAGACUUCCCCAGUGCUUCCCAGGCACAGUGUCCCUUCAAGAAUUGAGCAGGCUCACAGAGAUUUGAAAGAUGAACAUGAGCGGCUCAUUAAAAAUUAUAAUAGCAUAUCUGUAGAAAAUCUGAAACUUAAAGACAAA
Messenger RNA from Candidula unifasciata, 279 nucleotides. Lineage: Eukaryota; Metazoa; Mollusca; Gastropoda; Stylommatophora; Geomitridae. The record is from the annotation of a GenBank genome assembly.